AUGUCCACUCUCGAUACAUUUAUAAGUUCUACCGCCAAACUUCUAGCAGCGUACCCUACGACGGCCCGGGUGUCCAUAACGUAUGCCAACGAGCACAAGAAGCUUGAGAGAAGAACCAAAAAUUCCAAAAAACCUAGCGAGAAAUCCGCUUCCAAUUAUGUUUCCUUUAAGGUGUUUGAGCCAAGCCUGGGGAAGGUUAUUAAAUACAAAACGUACAAAGUCAAAGAACUCUCCAAACUCAUUACGUUCUUGGGUCCUCGAGGUGUUACUUCCAACGAUGCCCAAAAAGUACCAGGUUUGAGUAGUAUCAUGUCAAAUAAGAAGUUCGACGAGUCUGAAAAACUCGAUACCCUUGUUCCAGCAGUACCUCCUUCAGCAGAAACUAAAGAUAAAAAGAAGAAAAAGAAGAAGAGCGGUAAGAAAUGA
Molecule: messenger RNA, 426 nt
Organism: Yamadazyma tenuis ATCC 10573
Lineage: Eukaryota; Fungi; Ascomycota; Pichiomycetes; Serinales; Debaryomycetaceae
Product: signal recognition particle subunit
Biological process (GO): SRP-dependent cotranslational protein targeting to membrane
Cellular component (GO): signal recognition particle, endoplasmic reticulum targeting
Source: RefSeq, a predicted model, not a curated record